This is a messenger RNA of Chrysochloris asiatica (Cape golden mole), 3905 nucleotides long. RefSeq names its product leucyl/cystinyl aminopeptidase (gene LNPEP). The transcript has 17 exons. Gene Ontology annotation, cellular component: cytoplasm. Lineage: Eukaryota; Metazoa; Chordata; Mammalia; Afrosoricida; Chrysochloridae. Gene Ontology annotation, biological process: peptide catabolic process; proteolysis. Gene Ontology annotation, molecular function: zinc ion binding; peptide binding; metalloaminopeptidase activity. The record is from RefSeq and is a predicted model, not a curated record. The coding region runs from base 20 to 3058 and encodes 1012 amino acids.
GCUUCAGCUCCCCCGGAAUAUGAUUGAAAACAGCAUGUUUGAGGAAGAACCAGAUGUGGUAGAUUUAGCCAAAGAGCCUUGUUUACAUCCUCUAGAGCCUGAUGAGGUGGAAUACGAGCCACGAGGUUCACGUCUGCUGGUGCGAGGUCUUGGGGAACAUGAGCUGGACGAGGAUGAAGAGGAUUAUGAGUCAUCUGCAAAGCUGCUGGGCAUGUCUUUCAUGAACAGAAGCUCAGGCCUUCGGAACAGUGCAGCUGGUUAUAGGCAGAGUCCUGAUGGCACUUGUUCAAUACCCUCUGCGAGGACCAUGGUGAUCUGUGCUUUUGUCAUUGUGGUUGCCAUUUCUGUUAUCAUGGUGAUUUACCUAUUGCCCAAAUGUACCUUUACCAAAGAAGGCUGCCAUAAAAAAAACCAGUCAAUGGGACUAAUACAGCCAGUUGCAACAAAUGGGAAAUUGUUUCCAUGGGCACAAAACAGGCUUCCCACUGCCAUUAAGCCACUACGCUAUGAACUUAACAUACACCCAAACUUAACCUCAAUGACAUUCAGGGGUUCUGUGACGAUCUCAGUUCAAGCUCUUCAGGCCACGUGGAAAAUCAUUCUUCAUAGCACAGGUCAUAAUAUUUCAAGAGUGACCUUUAUGCCAGCAGUUUCAAGUCAGGAAAAACAAGUUGAAGUCUUGGAAUACCCAUUUCAUGAACAAAUUGCCAUUGUUGCCCCCGAAGCCCUUCUAGAAGGGCACAAUUAUACCUUGAAAAUAGAAUUUUCAGCAAAUAUAUCUCGCUCUUAUUAUGGGUUUUAUGGCAUCUCCUACACAGAUGAAAGUAAAGAGAAAAAGUACUUUGCAGCAACUCAGUUUGAACCGCUGGCAGCAAGAUCUGCUUUUCCUUGUUUUGAUGAACCAGCAUUUAAAGCCACAUUUAUCAUCAGGAUCAUAAGAGAUUCGCAACACUCUGCUUUGUCUAAUAUGCCUAAGAAGUCAUCAAUCGUUAUGGAAGAUGGACUCAUUCAGGAUGAGUUUUUUGAGAGUGUGAAGAUGAGCACUUACCUGGUUGCUUUCAUUGUGGGAGAGAUGAAGAACCUGAGUCAAGACCUUAAUGGAACCCUGGUUUCUAUAUAUGCUGUUCCAGAAAAGAUUAAUCAAGUACAUCAUGCCUUGGAUACAACUGUGAAACUUCUGGAAUUUUAUCAAAACUACUUUGAAAUUCAAUACCCACUUAAGAAAUUGGAUUUGGUGGCUAUUCCAGACUUUGAAGCAGGAGCCAUGGAAAAUUGGGGUUUGAUCACCUUUCGAGAAGAGACACUUUUGUAUGACAAUAAUACUUCUUCAGUGGCAGAUAGAAAACUGGUCACUAAAAUCAUUGCUCAUGAGCUGGCCCAUCAGUGGUUUGGUAAUUUGGUAACAAUGCAGUGGUGGAAUGAUCUCUGGCUGAAUGAAGGUUUUGCCACCUUCAUGGAGUAUUUCUCUUUGGAAAAAAUAUUUGAAGAGCUCUCAAGUUAUGAAGAUUUUUUAGAUGCUCGAUUUAAAACCAUGAAGAAAGAUUCUUUGAAUUCAUCUCAUCCAAUAUCAUCAUCAUCUAUUCAGUCUACAGAGCAGAUUGAAGAAAUGUUUGAUUCUCUUUCAUAUUUUAAGGGAGCUUCCCUCUUGUUGAUGCUGAAAACUUUUCUUAGUGAAGAUGUAUUUCAACAUGUUAUUGUUCUUUAUCUACAUAAUCAUAGUUACGCAUCCAUUCAAAGUGAUGAUCUGUGGGAUAGUUUUAAUGAGGUCACAAACAAAACAUUAGAUGUGAAGAAAAUGAUGAAAACCUGGACCCUACAGAAAGGGUUUCCCUUAGUGACUGUUCAGAGAAAAGGAAAGGAACUUGUUAUACAACAAGAGAGAUUAUUUGUAAACAUGAAGCCUGAAAUUCAGCCUUCCGAUGCAAGCUGCCUGUGGCAUAUUCCAGUAUCUUAUAUCACUGAUAGAAAACAGUAUUCACAAUAUCAAUCAGUAUCAUUCCUGGAUAAAAAAUCAGGUGUCAUCAAUCUCACAGAGGAAGUGCAAUGGGUCAAAGUCAAUGUAAACAUGAGUGGCUAUUAUAUGGUACACUAUGCCAAUGAGGACUGGGAAGCACUGAUCAAACAGUUGAAAACAAAUCCUUAUGUUCUGAGUGACAAAGACCGAGCCAACCUCAUUAACAACAUCUUUGAACUUGCAGGCAUUGGCAAGAUGCCACUUCAGAGGGCCUUUGAUUUGAUUGAUUAUCUUGGAAAUGAGACCCACACUGCACCCAUCACUGAAGCCCUAUUCCAGACAGGCCGCAUCUAUAACCUCCUUGAAAAACUAGGACACAUGGAUCUGGCCGCAAGACUUGUGACCAGAGUAUUUAAAUUGCUUCAAAAUCAAAUCCAACAACAAACCUGGAGUGAUGAGGGCACCCCAUCUAUGCGAGAGCUUCGGUCAGUCUUGCUAGAAUUUGCUUGUACUUACAGUCAGGAGAACUGCCGUACUACUGCCAUGAAGCUCUUUGAGGACUGGAUGGUGUCCAAUGGAACUCACAGCCUACCUACUGAUGUCAUGACUACUGUGUUCAAAGUUGGAUCAAAAACUGAGAAAGGCUGGUCAUUCCUUUUAAGCAUAUACUACACUGUAAGCUCUGAAGCAGAGAAGAAUAAAAUACUUGAAGCCCUUGCCAGCUCAGACGAUGUACGGAAACUCUACUGGUUAAUGAAAAGUAGCCUUGACGGAGACAUCAUCCAAACACAAAAGCUGUCUUUCAUCAUUAGAACAGUGGGCCGACGUUUUCCUGGACACCUCUUGGCAUGGGACUUUGUCAAAGAGAACUGGAAUAAGCUUGUACAGAAGUUCCAUCUGGGGUCCUAUACCAUACAGAGUAUUGUUGCUGCAUCAACUCACCUGUUUUCAACAAAGGCUCAUUUGUCUGAGGUCCGGGCCUUCUUUGAAAAUGAGUCAGAGACAACAUUUCGGCUGCGUUGUGUUCAGGAGGCUUUGGAAGUCAUUCAACUGAAUAUCCAGUGGAUGGAGAAGAACUUAAACACUCUGACAUUGUGGCUGUAACAUGCACAACCGCACCUCAUUUUGUUGCCCAUUCAGAGCUUGUAAAGUUGGGGCUCUGCUGCUUUUGCAAAAACCAAGGUGAAGCCAGGAUCGCUACUGAGUUGUUUGCACUCUUAGGAGUUCUAGUUAGCUCAGGGCACAUUUAUAUUUUUCAUCUGUCUUUUCUGAGUGUUAAGGGGCAGUAUGUAGUUCUUGACUACAAAAUUGUAUGCACCUAUAUGCCAAUCAAAAACAACGAAUAACUUUUCUACUUUGAAGAUACAGAAAUGGGGAGGGGGCUAGAAAUCUAUUUUGGAAAUCUGUUCUAUCUCUCAGUACCUGAAAGUACUGACAGUGGAACAAGGAAAAGCCCACCAUACAAGUUACCAUCUUUGCAGACUGCUGGUUUGUCAGCCAUUCAUUGCUUCAUGUGUUCAAAGUUAGCUUCAAAUAGUAAUGAAGACAGUGAAGCAUGUAAUGAAGAAAACUGAUCUCAGGUGUGCAGAUCUACUCUGACUUGGGGUUUUGAUUAGUCCUUUAUCUCCUAGAAAAAGUUUAAGUAAGAUCUAUAUCUCCUUUUUUUUCUUUUCCAAAUAGCCAGGCGCUACAGAUUUUUGAAGUUUUUGUUGUAUUGAGAAGCUAAAUCACAAGACCAAAAGAGUAAAUUUCCUAAAUACUUAACACUUUCAUUGUUUUAUAGCAUUAACCUAGGAAACGGCUUCAAAAUGAGUUGACUUUAAUUAUAAUUAUUUUUUCGUGGUCAUUGAUAUAUUUCAAUUCUGUACACUUUUAUCACUCUAUGCCAUAGAUAUGCCUUAUGUUAUAGAUAGAUGUCUCUUACUUUUCUGCCAAGCAUUUUUGUUAACAC